AUGGCGACUCCCUCGGCCAAACCUGGCACAACGCCUACUUAUCUCACGCCUUCUCCGCACCCUUCAUCUGCGCCGCUCGCUCGAUCUCUUGCCCAUAAAUCCCCCUCCACACGAACUCCGACAGCUUCAGGACCUGGUCAUACACAAGGUAUAACUUCUUCAUCACAUCAAUACUCCACACCUCUUGCUGUGAGUAGCAAUGUGGACGAUCCUGUCAAUUUCACCUCACCAUCAGCUCUACUUGCGUUGGGAGGAUUUACUGGAAUCAGCCCAUCCCCUGCAAUCCAUGAUGGUCUUGUCGGUGCUGGCAUGAAUGAUAGUGAUAUCCAUAAUCUCGAAAUGAGUCUCAAACUUUCUGGUGGGCGGGAUAGCGACGUGGAACAGAGACAUCGCAUUGAGGAGGUUGUUGCAAUUCUCCGUACACGUGUUGCUGGAUAUGGAGUCUCCCGGGAAGGCGUCGAACGCCUAAGCCAGCUGGAGGGAUUUGAAUCUAUUUGGCAAAACAAUGACAUCAACAUUGCCGGUAACUUCGUCGAUCUUGAGAUUGAGUUCCAUGCCGGCUAUGACGUUGUGAAGAAUGUUAGUCUGCGAUAUGCUACACCCAAUUAUGAUGAAGGCGAACGGAGAGAAGAGGCAACCGAGGUUCUCAAACGCAAUCUUGUUCAAGAUAUCCAAGAUGCAGACACUGGAAACUGGAGGUCGCUUAAGGGGUUCCACACGAAUUUGCAAUGGCUUGCAAGCCUGGACAAGCUCAGCCAAGAAGUGAACUGCUUCGAGGCACUGGAGGGUCUGGAGGAGAGCUUUAGGCGAGUUUGGGAGGAAGAAAAAAGAAACCCAAAUUUGGCGAUGAUUAUGAGCAUCUUUGUUAUGGCGCCAUUGGCCGUCCUAGAAUGCACAAAGCCCAAGGCAUUGGACACAAAACAGCAGGACCUGUCGUCCGAUGGAAUGGCCAUUGAUGGCGAGGAAACCGCCCGGGACCGGGAGGUAGAAGAGCAGGAACGGAUGUGGACUGUUAUGAUUGAAUGUGAAGAGGGAUACCCAUCCUUGCGCAUUUCAAAGGAAUGGAUAGGAAGCGAAGUCUUCACAUCUGGUGAACAAAGCGAGUUGUCCCCUGCAGUCGAGGCCGCAGAAUUCGUGAAUUGGCUCGAGCCACCUCCAACCAUGCGACUGUCUCAUGGCAAUCAUCCAGACCCGAUGGCCGUGGACUCGAGCAUGCUGGAGUCAACAACGCCCAAUCGACGAUUUGUCGCUAAACUACAGCCUGCACUAGAUGUUCCCAUUCUUGUGGCCUCUGACAUAUACAGACAUCUUGGAAUGCAGUUACCACAGGAGUUCAAAUUGGUCCCAUACGAUGAAUCGUUGGUUUCAGAGUCGAAUUUGACAUCCCAACUUGGCCGGAAAAAGUGCAGGACGUCCGUACACGGACUUGAUUCGACCGGCCAGCCAUUUACCAAGAACCAUAACUACACAUUUCAAGCUUUUGAGUCUGUUCCAGGCCGCAAAAUCUACGAUCUCCCAUUCUCCCAUCCUCGGCAGCUCACCGAUAUCAUUCCAAUUUUACGUCAAUAUGCCAUGUUGGCAAGUUUGAUCCGGAAGGUCUUCAGUAUAUCCGUUCAAGACAAGGAUAAGUCCGAGUCUCCAAAAGAACCACUCGCUCUCUUUGCGGAGUAUGAAGACGACCAAGAUAUCAUUACCUUGGGCAAUGAUGACUCCGACGAAGAAAAGCUGGAUAUCUUACUGGAAACCGGGUUUUCGGAUGAAGUUUCGUUGUUCAGCGGCGAAGGCAAGAGCCACCUCAACAACAAGAUCAACAAAUAUCGGAUCCACCUGGAAGAUGUCAAAGUGGACGUAACACUACGAACGCAGUUGGGACAGGCACCAACUCUCAUGCUACUCAUUACAGAUCCUGGCGAGCAGAUGCAUGGUAACAAGACCUCACGCAGACCAGCCCAGUUUUCCCUCUGUUUCGAAGUGGGCCCCAACGGCCGCAUUUCCGCAUUGGAAAGUACAGGACUCAUCCAAAAGACCAAGGAUGACGGUGACACGGAUAUGCAAGGGACUGAUGUAAAUGUCACGCUGCAGGAACUUCACCAGAAGAUCUCCGAGAAAUUGGAGACAUCACAAGACUUGGGAAUACUGGUAGAGUGGGUCCUGCGUUGGCUGCGGCAGCGGGCCGGCAGCGGCUGA
Molecule: messenger RNA, 2187 nt
Organism: Penicillium taxi
Lineage: Eukaryota; Fungi; Ascomycota; Eurotiomycetes; Eurotiales; Aspergillaceae
Product: RNA polymerase II mediator complex middle subunit MED1
Exons: 3
Coding region: 1-2187 (728 amino acids)
Biological process (GO): regulation of transcription by RNA polymerase II
Cellular component (GO): mediator complex
Molecular function (GO): transcription coregulator activity
Source: RefSeq, a predicted model, not a curated record